Molecule: messenger RNA, 459 nt
Organism: Coccomyxa subellipsoidea C-169
Lineage: Eukaryota; Viridiplantae; Chlorophyta; Trebouxiophyceae; Coccomyxaceae
Exons: 2
Coding region: 1-459 (152 amino acids)
Source: RefSeq, a predicted model, not a curated record
AUGGCGAUGGAAGGCACAACAGGCUCCGCAGAGGAUGUGUUUGCGGAGAAGCAGGAUACGCUAGACGCUUUGAUUAAUGGGAGCAAUUCAAGCCUCGGCAGCCUGGUGUCCUCCCUACGCAGCCUGCUGAGCAGCACCAGCUCAACAGGAUGGCUCGCAACUGCCGGCCUGCUGUCAGACACCUCCCUGCCCAUGCCAGAUACAGAACAGCCACCCAUCGUAGCGCCGCACACCACUGUUCAAACCCUGCAGGGCUGGCCGAGUGGCCUGCAGAUACCAGGAGAUGGCGAUUUCCAGGAGGCGCCAGAAGAGCCCCAGGAGAUGCCGAAUGAGCCGCUGGCGGUGGAGUCGCGAAGGAGCCCGAGCAGGCGCGGCGCUAAACGGCCGCUGCCGGAGGAUGGCGGCCGGCCAACCGUUGCAGGCACGGAACCCUUUUAUGGCUUCAUCAAAGCAACUUAA